AGUCUUCUCAUUGUUUCUUUAUCAAAAACCGUUUCUGUAUUGCUUUUCUGUUAUUUGUUCAUUCAUCAAACAGAUAAACAUACAACAGUAAACAACAACAAUAACAACAAAUAUAUAUACAUCUAUAUUAUACAAUGUCGAUGCAAGACAGUGAUGAUGAACCCAGUCUUUAUCAACAACAACGACAACAACGUUUAAAUCAACACCACGAAGAUGAAGAAAACUCGGACGAAGAAGGGGAAGACUUAGGGUAUGGCCUUCCAGACGAAGAAGACGAUGAUGACGAUGAAGAAGAGGAAGAAGAAGAGGAAGAUGAAGAAGAAGCUAGAAAGGUUGCUGAUGGCUUUAUUGUUGAUGAUGAAGAAGAAGAACAAGAUGCCGAUACCAAAGUUGCCGCUCGACGAAAGAAAAAGAGACGUAUUGAAGAUUACGAUGAAGAACUGGAUGAAGAAGAUCUGGAACUCCUUGAAGAAAACACAGGCAUAAAAUUGGGAAGGUCAUCUGGACCUCAAUUGAAACGAUUGAAAAGGGGUCGUGAAGAUACUGAACGCAUGUCCUCCAAAAUCACAAGCGGUGUUGAGAAUAUCUUUUCUGAUGAAGAAGAAGAGGAAGAACAAGGUUUACUUUCUACUGGUGGCAAUAAUCGUUAUGGUCAAGAUGAAGAAGAACAAUAUAAUGAACCGGUAUAUCGACACAGAGAUGCUUAUGACGAUAUGGGCGAUUUUAUUGCUGAUGAAGAUGAAGAUGAUUUGGAUCAAGUAUUGGGUGAGCGUCAUUUUGGUCAACGUGAUGAUGGUGCUGCUACUGGUUAUUAUGAUGAUCAUGGUCAUACGCAACCUGGAAAAGGCAUUAUGGAUAUGUUACCUGAAGGCAUCAGUGAAGAUGUUUUGGUGGAUAUGUAUGAUAUUUUCGGAGAUGGUGGUGAUUACGAAUAUGCUUUAUAUCCUGAAGACCAAUUGGACAUGGAAAAUGAACAGCGUGAGCCUCAGUUAGCAGAUAUCUUUGAACCAAGUGAACUUGCUGAACGAAUGUUGACAGAAGAAGAUGAUAAAAUUCGAAACAUCGAUGUACCAGAACGAUUACAAAUGCGAUAUGAAGGACUGUCGAAAAAGUUUGUGGAAUCAACACCUGAAGAAAUCCAACAAGAAGGUAUUUGGGUUGCAAAACAAUUGGCUGGACUUCGUGGAUUGGAACCAGUACCUGAAAAAUUCCAAACAGCGGUAACAUAUGUGGUUGGCUUCUUUGCACGGGAACUUUUAGAAGUACCUCAUAUCAAGGAUCAUCGAAGAGACUUCUUUACCGAGGUUAACAAGGUCACUGGUGCUACUACGGAAAUAUUGACGGAAGAUGAUCUUUGGGAAAUAUAUGAUUUAGAUUUCAAGUAUCAUAGUUUUAUGGAACGCAAGAAAACCUUACAUGACUUUUUAACUAAAUACAAUAUUGAUGAUGCCUAUGUCCGUGAUGCUGAAUCAAAGGUGGAAAAAAUGGAAGAAGUCAAUGAUGUUUUGGAUCUUGUCAACCUCAAAUUCAGUGAAGUCAUCAACAAAGUACAAGCUCAAAAUAAAGGUCCCAAACGUCCUCUUAGCAAAUCCUUAUAUGAUACAAUGAAUAAGACAAUGGUUGUCAAUGUCUUACCUUUGUUUGGUAUUACUGCAAAAGAAUUUGGUGCCAAUUAUUUGGAAAAAAAUCGACGUUAUUAUCCUGAAGAUAGUUUGGUGGAUCCUAUGGUUGAGGGUGAAGCCAAUGUGGAUGAUACUUUUACCGAUGGUACCAAGGUACUUAAAGCUGCAAGAACCGUUUUGGCCCAAGAAAUGGCAUUCGAUCCUCAAGUCCGUAAGGCAAUCCGAAGAGAUUGGGAAGAAAAAGCUGUGGUAAUAGUCAAACCGACCGACAAAGGAUUCAAUGUCAUUGAUGAUUUACACCCUCUACAUCGAUUCAAAUAUUUGCGAAACAAACCUAUUGGAACAUUCAAGAAUGGCGACUUUUUGGAGCUACUCAAAGGUGAAUCGGACGGUCUCUUAAUAUUACAAGUGACAAUUGCCAAUUAUGAAUCAUGGCUUGCUGGAAUUACUGAAUACUACUUGUCUGAUGGGUACAGCGAAUCAGUGGAACAAUGGAAUUUACAACGAAAGGAAGUAUUGGAACAAUGUCUUAGGGAUUAUUUAGUGCCAUUGAUGGACAAGUAUAUUCGUGAAAAGUUACGUGUGGAGUCUCAAGAAUCUGUUUGCAAGCAAGCCUCUAAAAACCUCCUCGCCAAAAUCAAUGUAGGACCUUAUCGUGGCCCUGAUACUGACCGUCACCGAAAUAGUCUUCCUCGUGUUAUUGCUGUUUCUCAUGGUAAUGGUGAUCUCAAGUCUCCAACAAUGGCUGUCAUGCUUAAUCAACGUGGUAAAGUGCUGGAUCAAAUUCAAGUACCUCAUUUGAAGGAUGGACGCUAUGUCUCCCAAUUAGAUCAAUUCAUCCGAUCACGUAAACCCCAUGUUGUUGGUGUGGCAGGUUACAAUGCUGAAACUAGACGUCUUAUCAAACAUUUACAAGGUAUGAUUAGCGAAAUCAAUCAAACAAGGGAAAGUGGAACUGGUCCUAUCGAUCUAGUAGUAGUGGAUGAUGAAGCAGCUCGAUUAUACAAGAACUCUAAACGUGCUCGAGAUGAAUUCCCAGAUUAUCCUGAAGUGAUGCGUUACUGUAUUGCACUGGCUCGCCGACUGCAAAAUCCUGUCUAUGAAUAUACUGGCUUGGGUCGUGAUCUAUUGGCCAUUCGCUUCCAUCCAUCUCAACAUCUGGUACCCGAUGAUGUUCUCUUAUUUUACUUGGAACGCUCACUUAUUACUGUUGUGAAUGAUUUGGGUGUUGAUAUCAAUGCUGCUAUUCAUUCACCUUAUAUUGCUGCCUCUUUACAAUACGUUUGUGGUUUUGGUCCAAGAAAAGCUCAAAGUAUUUUGAAAAGAAUUGAAGCCAUUGGUGAACUCGAUGCAAGAUCUUCUCUCGUAUUACACAAAUUGACUGCUACCAAUACAUUUAUUAAUUGUGCAAGCUAUUUGCGUAUUCGGGACAUAGAUGGUGCGGAUAUUUUGGACGAUACACGAAUUCAUCCUCAAGAUUAUGAACUAGCACGCAAAAUGGCAGGUGAUGCACUUGAAAUUGAUGAAGAUGAAAUGGAUGAUUAUGAUUCCAAAGUAGCAAUUGUGACUCGUGUGAUUAAAGAAUACCCUGAAAAACUUAACGAUUUGAUUUUGGAUGAUUAUGCGGUGGUACUACGACAACAAUAUAAUGCUCCUAAGCGGCAAAUUUUGGAACAUAUCAAGUUAGAAUUACAAGGCCCUUAUCAUGACAGACGACAACGUUAUUCACGCCCAAGUAUGGAUGAAACUUUUUCGAUGGUAACAGGAGAAACUCGAGAUACUUUACGGGAAGGUUUUAUUGUUCCUACCAAGGUGGUAUCAUUACGUGGUCGUGUGGCAAAUUGUGUAUUGGACUCUGGCUUGGAAGGCAUUAUCUAUCUUGACAAUGUAUCUGAUGAUCGUGUGAUGAAUGUAGGGGAUGUGCUUACUGUGGGUCAAACACUCAAUUGCAAGGUACUUCGGAUCGAUAGGGAAAAAUUCAUGGUGGAACUUAGCUCUAAGGCUUCAGAUACAAAACCCCAAAGUGAUUUGGAUAUACGACGAUCUCGGGAAGAUGAAUAUUAUGACAAAAUUGGCGAAAAGACAUUUGUGGACCGCAAAAAACAACAACAACAAAAGAAGGCACGAAGUAACCGAGUUAUCAACCAUCCUCUUUUCCGACCUUUCAGUCAUAGUGAAGCAGAACAAUAUCUAGAAACACGACAACCCGGUGAUUUGGUGAUUCGACCGUCUUCUCGUGGUAAUAGUCAUAUGGCGAUUACAUGGAAAGUGGCUGAAGAUGUCUAUCAACAUAUUGAUGUUACUGAAGAAAAACCAAACGCAUAUAGUGCUCCUACUCAUUUAACAAUUGGCAAAUUGAUAUUUGAAGAUUUGGAUGAACUGAUUGUUACAUAUGUGGAAGCCAUUGCUCACAAGGUGGAUGAGUUAAUGGUCCAUCCCAAAUUCCAAGCCGGUGGAUCGCAAGCUUUAAGUGAUUAUUUGGAUUCGACAACAAGAGCUAAUCCCAAAAUGUCUGCUUAUGGAUUUUGUUUGAACGAAAAGGCUGGUUAUUUUGAUCUUGGCUUCAAAUUGAAUCAAAAAUCAAACUUGUCUCGAUGGGUCAUCAAAGUUUUACCUGAUGGAUAUCGUUUACGGGACACCAAUUACCCCAACGUUGAUGAUUUGAUCAAUGGGUUCAAGCGAUUACAAGCUUCAGAGGCACGAAAACGAAAAGGAAUGCAACAGAAACAACAACAGCAACAACAACAACAACAACAAGUUCACUAUCAUCAUCAACCGCAUCAUCCAGAGCAAUUAGCGCAUCAUCAUCAUCAUCAUCCACAACAGCAAGUUUAUCCUCCUCCACAUCAUCAUCAUCAACAACAACAUCCUUACCCCCCUUACCCAUCUUAUCCACCACAAUCACAUCAUCAUCAUCAUCCUCCUCCUCCUCAACACCAACAACAACAUCCUCAAUAUGCUCAGCGUCAUCAUCAUUGA
Halteromyces radiatus is the source of this 4601-nucleotide messenger RNA. RefSeq names its product SH2 domain-containing protein. The transcript is spliced from 11 exons. Bases 135 to 4601 code for a protein of 1488 amino acids. NCBI's taxonomy places the organism in Eukaryota, Fungi, Mucoromycota, Mucoromycetes, Mucorales, Cunninghamellaceae. Gene Ontology annotation, cellular component: transcription elongation factor complex. Gene Ontology annotation, molecular function: histone binding; nucleosome binding; DNA binding. The record is from RefSeq and is a predicted model, not a curated record. Gene Ontology annotation, biological process: mRNA transcription by RNA polymerase II; transcription elongation by RNA polymerase II; positive regulation of transcription elongation by RNA polymerase II.